UUUUUUAGAAGAAAGAAAAGGAGAAAAUGGCACGAUUGAGUGCGGUUCCUCUUUUCUUCUGGCUUUUGGGCAGAUCUCUGGCCGGAUUUCCAAACCAGAUAAAUAUAGGUGGGCUCUUCAUGCGCUCAACGGUGCAAGAGCACAGUGCUUUCAGAUUUGCUGUGCAGCUUUACAACACCAAUCAGAACAUGAGUGAGAAGCCAUUCCAUCUGAAUUACAAUGUGGAUAACCUGGAGUCCUCCAACAGCUUCUCCGUCACUCAUGCCUUCUGUUCUCAGUUCUCCAGAGGAGUCUACGCCAUCUUCGGCUUCUAUGAUAAGAAGUCCAUGAACACGCUGACCUCCUUCUGUGGCGCCCUCCACACUUCCUUCAUUACUCCCAGUUAUCCAAUCGACUCUGACGUCCAGUUUGUCAUCCAGAUGCGCCCGCCCCUAAAGGGGGCCGUCCUUAGUCUCCUGACCUAUUAUAGAUGGGAGAAGUUUGUGUACCUCUACGAUACAGAUAGAGGAUUCUCCAUACUCCAAGCCAUAAUGGAGGCAGCAGUGGCAAACAACUGGCAGGUGACAGCUCGAUCAGUGGGGAGUGUGACAGACCCACAGGAGUACAAGCGCAUCCUCGAGGAAAUGGACAGAAGGCAGGAGAAGCGCUAUCUCAUUGACUGUGAAGUGGACAGGAUCAGCAUCAUCUUGGAGCAGGUCGUGACCCUGGGCAAGAACAGUCGAGGCUACCAUUACAUCCUGGCCAAUCUGGGCUUCUCCAAUGUGAGCCUGGACAAGGUGUAUGUUGGCGGCGCAAACAUAAGUGGCUUUCAAAUAAUCAAUCCUGAAAACCCUGUCGUGCAGCAGUUCCUUCAGCGCUGGGACCGGUUAGAUGAAAGAGAAUUCCCAGAGGCAAGGAACACACCUCUGAAGUACACCUCUGCAUUGUCCUACGAUGCCAUCCUGGUGAUAGCGGAGGCGUUCCGGUACCUGCGGCGUCAGCGUGUGGAUGUCUCAAGACGGGGCAGUGCUGGAGAUUGCCUGGCCAAUCCAGCAGUCCCCUGGAGUCAAGGCAUCGACAUUGAGAGGGCUCUCAAAAUGGUCCAAGUACAAGGGAUGACUGGCAAUAUCCAGUUUGACAGUUUCGGCCGCAGAUCAAACUACACUAUCGACGUUUAUGAGAUGAGAGCAGGCGGGCCGAGAAAGAUCGGGUACUGGAACGAGUUUGAGCGCUUUGUAAAUAUAAUGGAUCAGCCAUACAGCAACGAUUCAUCCUCAGUGGAAAACCGAACAAUUGUGGUCACUACUAUUAUGGAAGCGCCAUAUGUGAUGUACAAGAAAAACCAUAUGCAUCUGGAAGGCAAUGACAAGUAUGAAGGCUACUGUGUCGAUUUAGCUUCCGAGAUAGCCAAACACGUUGGGAUUAAGUACAGACUGUCUAUAGUCAUGGAUGGCAAGUAUGGCGCCCGCGACCCAGAGACCAAAACAUGGAACGGGAUGGUGGGUGAACUAGUAUAUGGGAGAGCAGACAUAGCUGUUGCACCACUGACUAUAACAUUGGUUCGAGAAGAAGUUAUAGAUUUUUCUAAGCCCUUCAUGAGCUUAGGCAUUUCUAUUAUGAUCAAGAAACCUCAGAAGUCCAAGCCAGGUGUAUUCUCCUUCCUGGACCCACUUGCGUACGAGAUCUGGAUGUGCAUUGUGUUCGCCUACAUUGGCGUGAGUGUGGUGCUGUUCCUUGUGAGCCGCUUCAGUCCGUACGAGUGGCAUCUGGACGAGACAGAUGAAGCCAAAGACCCCCAGACUCCUCCUGACCCGCCUAAUGACUUUGGGAUUUUUAACAGCCUGUGGUUCUCUCUGGGGGCAUUCAUGCAGCAGGGCUGUGAUAUCUCACCAAGGUCCUUAUCGGGCAGAAUAGUGGGAGGUGUCUGGUGGUUCUUCACCCUCAUCAUCAUCUCGUCCUAUACUGCUAACCUGGCUGCCUUCCUCACAGUCGAGAGAAUGGUCUCACCCAUUGAGAGCGCAGAAGAUCUAGCCAAACAAACAGAGAUUGCCUAUGGAACAUUGGACUCAGGUUCUACCAAAGAGUUCUUUAGGCGCUCGAAAAUAGCAGUGUAUGAAAAAAUGUGGUCAUACAUGAAAUCUGCUGAGCCAUCUGUUUUUGCCAAGACCACGCCAGAUGGGGUGGCCCGGGUGCGAAAGUCAAAGGGCAAGUUUGCCUUUCUGCUGGAGUCCACCAUGAAUGAAUACAUCGAGCAGAGGAAGCCGUGUGACACCAUGAAAGUUGGAGGAAAUCUCGACUCUAAAGGCUAUGGUGUGGCGACCCCCAAGGGCUCAGCAUUAAGAACUCCUGUAAACCUUGCAGUAUUGAAACUCAGUGAACAAGGCAUCUUAGCCAAGCUGAAAAACAAAUGGUGGUACGAUAAGGGUGAAUGUGGGACCAAGGACUCUGGAAGUAAGGACAAGACAAGUGCUCUGAGUCUGAGCAAUGUAGCUGGAGUCUUCUAUAUUCUGGUUGGUGGUCUGGGGCUGGCCAUGAUGGUGGCUUUAAUAGAAUUCUGUUACAAGUCACGCGCUGAAGCUAAAAGGCUGAAACUUGAAAAAAACACCCAAAACUUUAAGCCUGCCCCGCCUACCAACACUCAAAACUUUGCUACCUACCGAGAAGGCUACAAUGUGUAUGGGACAGAGAGUGUUAAGAUCUAGAGCAGAUGCAGGCCCUGUAAAUGUUUGUGUCAGCCUUGAUGAUUGUGAAAAGAAAACCUUAAAAAGCGAUGGCUGGAUCUUUAAGAGGUCUCACCCUCUUUCCCCUUCCUAUUUCAUCCACAUUCAUCAUCUGAGAGAAAGACAGAAGUGGACAUUAUCACUGGAAAGAACAUGGACGUUUCCUUCAGUGCCUUAUGGAACAUUCUGAGAAUCACUCGAAUGUAAGCUCAUCAUGGUGACAUCCCAUUGCUCCGAUAACAUAUAAAACACAUGAAGGAAUGCCAUUGCCAUCUGUGAAUGAACUCUUGAACUGCAUAACUCCAUCGAAAUCAAGAAACAAAGCCAUCACUUGUGAUCUGAGCACAUUUGGAAGAGCCAGACUGAAAACUGUGUUGGAUACAAUGAGUCUCAUGGUAUCGGUACGCUGCUGGACAUGGUUAUCGAUUGAAUCUUGACAACAACAACAAAAAAAAAAUGCUUGUACUUCAUCAACUGUAAAUUUGCUUUCAC
Neoarius graeffei (lesser salmon catfish) is the source of this 3191-nucleotide messenger RNA. It is a transcript of the gene gria3b, whose product is annotated as glutamate receptor, ionotropic, AMPA 3b. The record is from RefSeq and is a predicted model, not a curated record. Gene Ontology annotation, biological process: synaptic transmission, glutamatergic; monoatomic ion transport; modulation of chemical synaptic transmission. Gene Ontology annotation, cellular component: plasma membrane; AMPA glutamate receptor complex; dendritic spine. The coding region runs from base 27 to 2681 and encodes 884 amino acids. The transcript has 16 exons. Lineage: Eukaryota; Metazoa; Chordata; Actinopteri; Siluriformes; Ariidae. Gene Ontology annotation, molecular function: transmitter-gated monoatomic ion channel activity involved in regulation of postsynaptic membrane potential; AMPA glutamate receptor activity.